AUGCCUCUCUCAAAGAAGCAAAUGAAAAGAUUUAUUGACCUCUGCGUUAAUAAUUGGGACCGUAUGAGCCAAAAGCUGAGUCCACAGAAUGAAGGACGUCCACUCUUUCCAGCACGAACAUCACUCCACGACAAGGACACAGGAGUUCGCGUAGACCAAGGAGCAAAGCAUGCCCACACUAACGACGACACCUACAAUAUCCACAUCCAAGCGAACAAUCAGGGCCGUGCCAGUCACGGUAUCUUGUUCACGGUGGAAGUUCAGCCUAGCAUGAGCAGGGCUGCGUUCAGAAGUUCGAUGGAAAGAGCGGCUCAGGACGAGGGACUGAUUUGA
Molecule: messenger RNA, 333 nt
Organism: Exophiala mesophila
Lineage: Eukaryota; Fungi; Ascomycota; Eurotiomycetes; Chaetothyriales; Herpotrichiellaceae
Exons: 1
Coding region: 1-333 (110 amino acids)
Source: RefSeq, a predicted model, not a curated record